GCUGAAGAGGGUUGGUGUGUUCAGCUGGCAUUAAACGCUGAGGAUUUCUGGGUCUUCAUGGUUCAUGACCGGAGGCCAGUACACUACACAGUAGCGUCAGUCAUCACUGAGCUCGUGAAAUGGUGUUGGGAAGUGACUUUGAGCUUGUUGUGUCUCCGCUGCCCCACGCUGCGCUGCUUUCCAUACGGGGCGGGGUGCCGCUCAGUCCGGCGCACAGCGCAGAGCGCACCGUCACCAGCUGCUCUCCCUGCACCGUCUGCCUGUUUCACUGUAGAACAUGGGUCUGGAAAAGGAGAAAUUGGACACGAGCAUAAUUAUGGAUGAAGAUGAGUUCAACAGAUCGAUAGAACCCAUUCUGUCGAAGAAAGGGAAGGUGUAUACACCGGAGCCGGACCGAGAUCCAAACGACAUCAACGCGCACUUGAAGGUUGGCUUUGAAGAUGUCAUCGCUGAGCCCACCUCCACUCACAGCUUCGACAAAGUGUGGAUAGGAAGUCACGCCGCGUUCGAGGUGAUCAAAUUCAUCUUUUACCGCCUCCUGACCACACUGCUGGCCGUGCCUAUGGCGUUCAUCCUCGGAGUGGUGUUCGGGGUGCUGAGCUGCAUCCACAUCUGGUUGGUGAUGCCAGUGAUCCAGUGCUUCUUGAUGCUCUUACCAUCAGUCCAGGUGGUGUGGAAGAGUUUGACAGACAUGUUCAUAACUCCACUCUUCCACAGUAUGGGAAAAAUCCUGUCCUCUGUUCAAGUGAAGACCACAGAGAACUGAUGCAGACACCCCCCUGUGCCUAUGGAGAAAGAAAAAUAAAGAGUGAAUGAUGCACGUAUUGGAAUACAGGAGUAAAAUAUGAAAUCCUGAAGAGAAAACAAUGAAAACUAAUGAUACAUACACCAAUAAAUAGAAAGAUUAGGCUCAGCAAUUUGAUAAUUUGCAAAAACAAGAUAUCUUAAAAACAUGUGUUACAUAUAAUCAGGUAUAUUUCAGUGUUCAUAUUGAAACUUACAUCUACUGUACUUUUAUCCAAGAUUAAGAUGCCAUUUAUUAACCUGCAGAUCAACAGAUCCAUGAUCGUGGUCACACGGUUUGUUAGUCACAUCACCAUAGUGAAGUAAAUAGUUGUGAUACCAAACAUGGAGUUGUUUUGCUGAUUGUGACCAAAAAAAGAUUAUUGUCAUUCCAUUUGACUUUGUGGCUGAAAGAAUCAAUUGGAGGAGUGUAAUAUUAAGGCAAACUUACUGCUGACUUGCUGAGAGAUGUAAGAUUUCUGCUUUUAUAUAUAUAUUGUAUAUAUUGCAAAUAAUUCAACUAGAAGUUGAAUGUACUGAACUUAAUCAGAGUAGCUAGUCUGAGAGAACGGCAUAUUAAUAAUAAAUGCUAAAAUGCAGCUUGUUGCACAUUUUCAAGCUUAUUUUACUGUAACUGCUGUGUUGAUUUCACAGUGUGUUGGCAAUAAUAUUGGGCAUUUGCUUUAUAUGGACCUAAACUUUUUGCAAUAUAGUUGUUUUAACAUGUUACUGAACUAUGUCAAAAAACAGGAUUGGAUAUCAUCGGAGGGGUGACUUUCUAAUUUAUUAUUUAUGCAACGACCAAUUCUUGCUUGGCAAACUCUGACUUUUGGCAUGUCUGACAUAAGAGGGUGAACCAUAUUUCUUAUUGUAUUUGAUCAAGCUGAGACUCUGGUACAUGUACGUAUAUUUUUUGCAGUAUAUUUGAUAGAGUUGAGUUUUAGGUACAAGCCUGCACAGUUCCCACUUGCUAUGAGCUGUACAAUCUAAACUUUAGAAGGCGACGUCAAGAGAAUUGGUGUAGCAGUUAUGGAGAUGAGUGUCUGGUACAUAUUUACACUGAUUGGUGCAUUCUGAACAGAUUUCAACUUUUCUAUUGUAUACUUUAAAUUUGUAAUUUAAAGUGCAAAUCCUCCUCUAAUAAACAGACACAUACAUGUCAGCUGCCUGUUUCCACAUCCAGCAUUAGCUUUCAUGUGUUUCUGUCAUCCUUUUGCUGCUGAGAAAAAACAUCUGCUUGUGUAGCUACUAGAUGUGUCACGUUCAUUAGAAGAUAGUUGCUAACUUUGUUUGCAGUUUGCUGCUGGGCAGGUCAUGCUGCUUCUUCAAACAGGACACAGAGACUGAACCGUUGCCGUUAUACCAAAACACUGAAGUAAAAGUGGCUAAAAAGCUCAGUAAAGCUGUAGACUCAGAUGAUAAUUGUCUUUUAGUUCAUUACUGUAUAUCGUUUGUAGUGGAUGUUUAUCCAGAUUUGUAGGGUUAUAGCUCUAAAUAAUAGUUAAUACAGCGUGUUACUCAAGAUUUUACUGCAAGUAACCAGAACACAGAGAGUCAGACUCAGAAGAAGAUACUGUAUGUGUGAUGUGAUGUCUUAUUUCCAGCUGACAACUGAAAGUCAGCAGUCCUUUUUGAACCAUUUCACUGAUGUUAGACAGCUGACAGCAUGCCAGUCGGUAUGCCUGUGUUUAGUUUUUCAACUCUCAGAGGAAAGUUAGGGUAGGGUUGUGCAAUAGUGGUAGACACAGGUGUGUGGCUAAAGCUUUUUCUCUGCUCAGCAAAACCAUGUAGCACUAAUUAACCUCACCUCAGCCCAGCUAAUGUUCAAAAGCUAUAUAUCCAUUUUAGUCCAAUGAAUUAUAAUGUGACAUGCAUCUGUCAGGAGAAAAUACCGCCUUCAUAUGUUUGUCAAAUCGAAUCAAAUUUGUUCCUUGUGACCAAAAUAAAGAUAUGUUUUCC
Molecule: messenger RNA, 2742 nt
Organism: Larimichthys crocea (large yellow croaker)
Lineage: Eukaryota; Metazoa; Chordata; Actinopteri; Sciaenidae
Gene: cav2
Product: caveolin 2
Exons: 3
Coding region: 278-766 (162 amino acids)
Biological process (GO): regulation of cytosolic calcium ion concentration; insulin receptor signaling pathway; caveola assembly
Cellular component (GO): cytoplasmic vesicle; sarcolemma; perinuclear region of cytoplasm
Molecular function (GO): molecular adaptor activity; protein kinase binding
Source: RefSeq, a predicted model, not a curated record